AUUUGUUUAGACAUGGCGCUUAUUUUAGGAGUUGGAGCUGGUUUCUUUACGUUAGCCCUGUUGUGGGCCUUAACCUUAUUUGUCUGUGUGUUGUUUGCUAAGGCCCAAGGCGCACUUCAAUAUGCUGGAGUAGCGGCUGUGCUUGUAUCAGGAUUGGUGACCGUGAUCUUGGUAGUGUUACCAAGGGAACCAAAAGUACCAACAGAUGAACAAACUGCCAUUAUAUACGACUAUACAAUAAUAUACCGAUACCUACUGAUGUCUGGAUGUCUCUUAUUUUUAUUGAUUGGACUGGGAGCCUACCUUGGUACACAUGUUAUGGAACCAGUCUAUGCAAAGUCAUUACGCAGACUGCGAUGAGGUUGAAGGAAUGUUUUUUAGUUAUGGACUUAGAUUAAAAAUGUAUGCCAUGGACUUGAAGUUUCUGGAGUUCGUGCUGAAAUUUGUGAAAAUGAUGUGUACUUUCAACAUUUGUCAGUUGUUUACAUUUUUCAGAUUCCAUUUUACCAAAUGUAAAUCGGUCAUUAUUUAAAAAGUGUUUCAUCCAUCACUGUUACAUUAUUCUGGUUAUGAAGAACAUAUACAUAGAAUUUAUAUUAAUUAAAAUAGUG
Saccostrea echinata is the source of this 611-nucleotide messenger RNA. RefSeq names its product transmembrane protein 218-like. The record is from RefSeq and is a predicted model, not a curated record. NCBI's taxonomy places the organism in Eukaryota, Metazoa, Mollusca, Bivalvia, Ostreida, Ostreidae. The transcript is spliced from 3 exons. Bases 13 to 360 code for a protein of 115 amino acids.